This is a messenger RNA of Phascolarctos cinereus (koala), 2648 nucleotides long. The record is from RefSeq and is a predicted model, not a curated record. Lineage: Eukaryota; Metazoa; Chordata; Mammalia; Diprotodontia; Phascolarctidae.
UCUGUUCUGAUGAUGUGGAGAGCUGGACAGAAGAAACCAUGAGGCAAGUGGACAUGUCGGAGGCCUGGCUUUCUCUGGUGCCAGGGAUGUUGCUACUGCUGGCCCUUAUCUGGGAGGGGUCUCUGUGCCAGAUUACAAGAUAUGAGGUCCAGAGGCAGCCGAUGGUGACUGUGAUGGAGGGGAUGUGUGCCCGGGUAACCUGCAACAUCUCCUCCCGUCUGGAACACAACCCCAGAGUCUCCCCAGGGCAUGGCUACUGGUUUAGGAAAGAGAUGCAUAAAAAAUAUGACAAGCUUGUUGCAACAAAUGACCCAAAUCGGGAGGUAGAAGAAGAAGUCUGGGGCCGAUUCCACCUUCUAGGGAAUCCUGGGAUGGCCAACUGCUCCCUGAGCAUCCCAGAAGCCCGGAAAGCUGACAGUGGGCAAUAUUACUUCUGGAUGGAGAGAGAGAGACAAGGGAACUAUACUCAUGUGAAACUUGAGGUUUAUGUGAAUGUGACAGACUUGGUCCAGAAACCAGACAUCUCUAUUCCAGAGAGGAUAGAGCCGGGGAAGCCAGUGACUGUGAACUGUACAUUUCCUUGGGCCUGUGGGGAAAACAGGCCCUUCAAAUUCUCCUGGAGGGGGGCUGCCCUCUCCUCCAAGACACAAAGCUCUGACACAGCCCACUCCUCAGAGGUCUCCUUCAUCCCUGGGCACCAGCAUCAUGGCACCAACCUCACCUGUCAGGUGACCCUUCCUGGAGGCCGUCUGAGCACAGAGAGAACCGUCCAACUCAACGUGUCCUCCUUCUCUGCCCAGGAGAACAGCUCUUGGCCCCUCAUGCUCACACUGCUCCGGGGAGCCCUCAUGGGGGCCGGCUUUCUGCUCACCUAUGGCCUCACCUGGCUCUAUUACACCCGCAAGCCUCUAGGGAGGGAGCUGCCACCAGCUCCAGAAGCUGCGCAGUGCUCUGUGUGAAGGCUCUCCUGCCCUGGAACCCAGCCAGGACCUGCCUCCUGCUCCUUCCACUCAAUGGCCCCAGUUUUGCCCUCAAGGACCCAGCAAGUCAAGCCUGACCCACCAGCCAGAGGACCAACCUCUAGCACUAGAAGACAGUCCUCAAGUCUCCCCUGGGUCUCCUCUUCUUCCUCUGAUUGGCCUAUGGCACGACCUCAGGGCCUUUCCCUAGCCUGGUAUCUCUCCUCUCAUGACCCUCCCCAGAUGAUCACUGUCCUUCCUGAAUCUUGGUGCCCAGCAGUGAACCCGGCUCAGCAGAAGUGGUGAGUCAGAGCCAGGACAACUGGAGCACCCCCUCCUUCAUCACAGGCCCAGGGCCUCUUUUCAUACAGCCUAGAAUUGAGUUAGUUUGUGUGGCUGCCAUGGUUCUCAGCUGAGUCUCCAUAGGCUUGGGUUUUCCCAACCUGCCUCAGCCAGGCUGGACUCCUCAUGGUCUGCCCUCUCAGCCUCCUCUCUCCCAGCUCAGGACCUUAGGUCCUCAGACACUCUCCAUCUUGAAGGCCAUCCCCAGGCCUGCUGACCUGGUGACCUGGCCCUUGUCCUGUGGUUUGAGGUUGGAGGGUUGGUCCCUGAGCUAGGAAGUCUGUGGGACCCUCCAACCACGUGACAAUAGGCUAAUAAACGGCUCAAUCUCUCUGAGCCUCAUUUUCUUCAUCUAUAAAAUGGAAAUGGAAACACCCAAGUGUCCUCCUGCCAGGGUUUCUGUGAAGCUUCAGUGGGAUAAUGUCUGUUUCCUGCUUUCUCAGCCUUAGCUAUAGAAAGGUGAGUUGUCAUGAUACAGGCUUAAGCAAAGCCCCCUUCUCCAGGCAGCCUGCCUAGGACACACUGCCAUCUCUGCCACCUUCCAAGGCCCUUCAUUUGCACAAUUCUGAGAUAUUUGUCACCCAGUAAGUCUGCCCAUCUCAGAGAUCUGCAGGAGAGGCCAACUUCCUGACAGAUAGUGAGCUCCCUGAGGGCAGGAACUCGUUCCUAUUUAAACACUGGGGCUCUUUGUCUUUGCCACAAGAUGCUGGCAGGCCUUUUCUGUUCUGCAUGGAGUCAGUUUCCCCCACGCUCACCCCAUCCCCACUCCCUGUGAAACCCCACAGCUUCCCCAGGGGUCAUUUCCCAGAGCUGCCACGUGGGGGAGGUCCCUGCCUCAUACAAAGAUUUCCCACGCUGGUGGGCAGCGUCCCUAGACUCCACUGGCUUCUAUCAGGGGUUCCCACCACGUCCACAGUACGCUUGGUCAAAUGGGGUCCCUGGAGCAGGGGUAUCCCAUUCUCUGGAUAAACCAGGCAGAGCGGCAGGUGCAGAGUGGAGCGAGCUGAGAGUCCUCUUUCUGUCUUCUCCAAAGGCAGGCUUGGGAGGACUGUGGCACUCUCCCUUCCAGAGGGGAGAGGAGACUGAGGGAAGCUCUCCAAGCUCCCAGCCCACAAAGCCAAGCCAUGAAUCCACAAAGCCCAAGUUCAGGUCUGGGGAAUUUGCACCCCAGUCAGUGUUUUACAUAGUUUUCCUGGAUGAAAUUUUCACUAGGAAGCUCAGAGUUAACUCGUUUCCAGGUCACUGCCAAUGUAAGUAAAAGAUCAGCAAUCCUAUCCCAAAGAGAUCAUACAAAUGGGAAAAGGACCUGUGUGUACAAAAAUAUUUAUACGAGCUCUUUCCGUGGUG